ACGGCGAUGAGAGACUGGCUUUUGCUCUCUCUCUCUCUUAACACGUCCUGCUCUGCUGCUUUUUUUUCUCUCGCUGCUAAUAGCUGGAAGAUAAGAAAUGCCUCGCAGUGCUUGUUUAGAAAGAGAGUGUGCGUCAGAGGUCUAAGGUUGUCAUGAGAGUUUCUGUGCUUGCAAUCGACUGGUGGAUCAGGACUCAGUGAUCAGGCAGCAGCCCCAGAUCCACUGACAAAAGUCCUCCCUGUCGUUCGUUGGGACGGGCUCCUGAUAAAUUAUUGAGCAGGCCGAGUCUGCUCAUCAUCCUGGCUUCAGUACUCUGGCAAUGUGAUCACACACAGCACUUCUUCAGUGGAGCUGACUGGCACUUAUUGUACAACAGAGACAGCUUGAGCUCAUAUCCAUUGCCUUCUUAACUUUCUGCAGCAUGGAAUGCAUGGUUUCUUUUCUACCUUUUGAAUUGUAUUGUGUCAGUUUAGCUAUUUUUCUACCUCAGAUCUGCACUUUAUUUUGAAAGCAGAACAUUUUUUUUUUAAAUGUGUGCAAACGAACUGCUACUUUUUAAAAAAAAAACAAAUUUUGGAAUUUACAACAGCAGCUUCCCGUCGGAUUCAGAAUGCCAGUCCAGAUUUUUUGCACUAUUUCUUUCGCUGCCGACGAUGAGAAAGCAGAGGAGAGGAGAAGGGAGGAGAGGUUUGAUCAGUUUUCUGAAGAGGACGGCCAUGCGGAAGACCACCAGUCCACUGGGGUCAGCCUGGCUGAGUUUGCUGCCAAUUCCAACCUGCAUGGGAUGGGCCACAUCUUUGUGAAAGGAGGCUGUGGUGUCCGGCAAGUCUUGUGGGGCUGCGCGUUCCUGUCUUCCCUCGCCAUCUUUCUGUACCAGGUGAUGGACCGGGUCAUGUACUAUCUGGAGUACCAUCAUAUCACGGCUCUCGACGAGAUGGACAGCCCCUUCCUGUUCUUCCCGGCGGUGACCCUCUGCAACUUCAACCGCUUCCGGCGCUCCAAGAUCACAUCCAUGGACUUGGCUUUGGCCGGCUCGUUGAUGGGAUACACCAAGGGCAUGGAUCCAGGGUUCCAGCUGGCGCCCCCGGUCAGGAACGACGGUGCCCCCUACAGCAUGUACGAGUUGUUCAACCGGACUAGUCAUCAGUUGGAGGACAUGCUGAAGGACUGUCGGUACCGGAUGGAGGAAUGUGGUCCUGAGAACUUCACGGUGGUGUUUACGAGGUAUGGCAAGUGCUACACUUUUAACUCCGGGCAGACUAAAGACCAACCAAUCCUGACAACGAUGAAAGGGGGAACUGGGAAUGGUCUGGAACUGAUGCUGGAUAUUCAGCAGGAUGAUUACCUUCCUGUCUGGGGUGAAACAGAUGAGACCUCCUUUGAAGCUGGUAUAAAGGUUCAGAUUCAUGGUCAGAAUGAGCCACCAUUUAUCGACCAACUGGGUUUCGGAGUGCCACCUGGAUUUCAAACAUUUGUUUCCUGUCAAGAACAGCGGCUAAUCUACUUACCUCCUCCCUGGGGAGACUGCAAAUCUACUCCAAUGGACUCAGACUUUUUUGAGACUUACAGCAUCACAGCGUGCAGAAUUGACUGUGAGACUCGAUACCUGGUGGAAAACUGUAACUGUCGGAUGGUGCACAUGCCAGGUGAUGCUCCAUAUUGUACACCGGAACAGUACAGAGAGUGUGCAGAUCCAGCCCUAGAGUUCUUGGUGGAGAAGGACAGUUCAUAUUGCACAUGUGAGACGCCCUGCAACAUGACUCGAUAUGGUAAGGAGCUGUCCAUGGUAAAAAUUCCCAGCAAGGCUUCAGCCAAAUACCUGGCCAAAAAGUACAACAAAUCAGAAGAUUACAUCGGGGAGAAUAUUCUUGUGCUGGACAUAUUUUUUGAGGCCCUAAACUACGAGACAAUUGAGCAGAAGAAAGCUUACGAGGUGGCUGGCUUGCUGGGUGACAUUGGAGGUCAGAUGGGUUUGUUCAUCGGUGCAAGUCUUCUGACUAUACUGGAACUUUUUGACUACAUGUACGAGGUGUUGAAGUACAAACUAUGUGGCAUAUUGAAAUAUGGAAAACAACAGAAGAGAAACAACAAUGACAAGGGAGUAACACUCAGCCUGGAUGACAUCAAACGCCAUAACCCAUGUGAGAACCUAAGGAGCCACCCAGCGGGAAUGACAUACCCAGCGAACAUUCUACCUCACCACCCGCCUCGCAGCACGUUUGAAGACUUCACCUGCUGAUAGCUGAGGCUCACGACUGGCAACCACUACGACACGCACUUAUCUCACGGUUCAACAAGCGGAAAGGAGACUGGACUGUCCACGGAGAUUGGAGCUGUCCAAUUCUGAACUACCAAAGUCAUUGAACAAACCUUCUGGAGACACACUCAAAAAACAACCCGACUACAUGUUUGAAACAAAAUGGCAGUUUUGGGGAUGACUGUUCCGUGGACUCCACUCAUUCUUACACUAACUUUGCGAAAAGAAAACCAACUUUUUUCUCUCAUCUAGAGUCAUAUUCCAGUUUUGUAAAAGGAAUUUUUUAUUCACUGAUUAUUGUAAACGCUUCUGUAGGCCGCUCAUAUCAUGUUAUGUGAUCAUGUUCUUAAGGUAAAACAAACAUUAGAGCACAUUUCACAUCAUCGCAAGUAAAACCUGUUGCUACAACAAUUAAUUUCCUAUUGCUGAUGGACUUUGUUUAUUAAUAACAUUUAUACCCAUUAUCUCUUCUUCCAUUGCCAAGUGGUCACUUUACACUAUAGAUCGCUCAGAGUUGGAAUGAAAAAGGACACCAAGUGGGGAAGUAGUGCAGGUUUGAUUGAGAGAUAAACACUGCCUCAUUUAUUUGUUAAAUUGCAGCUAAAAUCAUGGCAGACAGUGAGAAAUUUUUCUUGGGCACCAGUACAAGGAAGGUCAGAACAAAUUAGUCAUCACAGAAAACAGAAAUCAGGCAGAUUGUAAAACAGGUCAGUGAUUCACCCAUUUUAUACUUUCUCCCAAGAUUAAUCUCUCUUUCUCUAAAGAUAAAAUGGAAACAUUGAUCAAAUAGAUGCUUCCAAGUCCAGCACAUUUAAUGGGGGGAGGUGUUGUCCAGGAAAGUAGAUGGUAGCUAUUGGAAACAAACUAUAAGGCCAUAAAACAUUGGAGCAGAAAUUCGGCCUUUCAGCCCAUCGAAUUGUCUCUGCCAUUCAAUCAUGGCUUGAUAAGUUUCU
This is a messenger RNA of Chiloscyllium plagiosum (whitespotted bambooshark), 3210 nucleotides long. RefSeq names its product acid sensing ion channel subunit 1b. The record is from RefSeq and is a predicted model, not a curated record. NCBI's taxonomy places the organism in Eukaryota, Metazoa, Chordata, Chondrichthyes, Orectolobiformes, Hemiscylliidae. Gene Ontology annotation, cellular component: plasma membrane. Gene Ontology annotation, molecular function: ligand-gated sodium channel activity; pH-gated monoatomic ion channel activity. Gene Ontology annotation, biological process: sodium ion transmembrane transport.